This is a messenger RNA of Lachancea dasiensis, 1500 nucleotides long. The record is from the annotation of a GenBank genome assembly. NCBI's taxonomy places the organism in Eukaryota, Fungi, Ascomycota, Saccharomycetes, Saccharomycetales, Saccharomycetaceae.
AUGUCUGAUUUGCAGUUGGAUAUACUGCAAAAAUUGAAUGAACUGGGAACCAUCAAUUCAACGCUUGAGGUUUUUCCAAACAUUAACCCACAAGUAAUUUUAUCGUCUCUCAACUCAUUGAAAGCACACGGGAAGCUCGAAUAUACCAAAGAGGACAAAACUUACUAUACGCUAACAAAUGAAGGUGACGAAAUAGUGGCUAAGGGAUCACACGAGAUCAGACUUUUGCAGUUGGUCGACAAGUUCACCAAGUUGCAAAUCAAGGAUGUGGCCACUCACAUGGGUGCAGAUGGCAAAAUUGGACAGGCUAAAGCAUUCAAGAAUGGCUGGAUUUCUAAAAACAAGGAUAAUGAACUAACUAUCAGCGACAAGAUUUCAUCGGUAAGAGAUGUUGCGGAUGAAACCAAGGACACUCUUCUGAACAUCAGAGAAGGCAAGCUUCAAUCCGUUAACGACAAAACGCUCAACGACCUCAAGAAGCGGAAGCUUAUUGUAGCCAAGAAAGACACCACUUUCCAGGUCACUAAAGGUGCUGAUUUUUCAACUGAGCUGACCAAGUUGGAAACCGAUUUAACUGCUGAGAUGGUUGCUACUGGCACUUACAAGGACCUAAAGUUUAAACCUUACAAUUUCAACGCGGAAGGGAUCAUGCCUGAGUCUGGCGCCCUCCAUCCUCUGACCAAGGUGCGCGAAGAAUUCAGACAAAUUUUCUUCUCUAUGGGAUUCACCGAGAUGCCUUCUAACCAGUAUGUGGAUACGGGGUUCUGGAACUUUGACGCCCUUUUCGUCCCUCAACAGCACCCAGCCCGUGAUCUGCAGGAUACAUUUUAUUUGAAAGACCCUGUCCAAAGCGGUUUACCAGACGACAAUUCAUAUUUGGAAAAUAUCAAGGCAGUUCACGAACAAGGAAAAUAUGAUUCAAUUGGCUAUCGUUACAAUUGGAAGCCAGAAGAGUCUCAGAAAUUGGUUUUGAGAACCCACACCACAGCAAUCUCCGCCGCCAUGCUAAAAAAAUUGGCAGAAGACCCUAAGCCUACCAGAUUGUUCUCCAUCGACAGAGUGUUCCGUAAUGAAGCCGUGGACGCUACUCACUUGGCGGAAUUUUACCAGGUGGAAGGUGUCUUGGCAGACUAUGACAUUACUCUUGGUGAUUUAAUCCAAUUCAUGGAGGGGUUCUUUGAGAAGAUGGGUGUUACUGGUUUGCGUUUCAAACCUACUUACAAUCCGUAUACCGAACCAUCGAUGGAGAUUUUUUCGUGGCAUGAAGGACUAGGAAAGUGGGUGGAAAUCGGUAAUUCAGGUAUGUUCAGGCCUGAGAUGUUGGAACCCAUGGGUCUACCAUCCAAUAUGAGAGUUCUGGGUUGGGGUCUAUCGUUGGAAAGACCAACGAUGAUCAAGUACGGCGUGCAGAACAUUAGAGAGCUUUUGGGUCACAAGGUGUCGCUCGAUUUUAUCGAAACCAAUCCAGCCGCCAGACUGGAUGAGGAUUUGUACGAGUAA